AUGGCGCCCUCAGACACAGCAGAGCCGGUCUCCGAUGACUCCCACGAGUCCUCUAGUGUCUCCGAUGUGGAACAGCCCGAAGUUGAAACCCGAGCCCCCAAACGAAGACGUUCAUCUGCAUCCUCUGUCGCCUCAGACGAUUCGUACGUCGCUCCGGCGCCGCUCCCCACCCUCUCCCGUAUCAAAAAGAAGGGAACCCAGGAUGAAAAGACGGAUCAGUCGAAGCCAGCCGAGGAGGAACCAGUGUUGAUCCGCGAUGCGCUGGAGAUUGGUCUACAGAACGCCGAGUCGUCAUUUACGGCGCUCAAUGUGGCACCAUGGUUGGUUGGAUCUCUGACGACCAUGGCGAUUCGGAAACCGACUGCGAUUCAAAAAGCGUGUAUACCUGAGAUUUUGAAGGGAAGAGACUGUAUCGGAGGAAGUCGAACGGGUUCAGGAAAGACGGUUGCUUUUGCGGUUCCCAUGUUGCAAAAAUGGGCACAAGAUCCGUUUGGAAUUUUUGGUCUGGUGUUGACGCCGACGAGAGAACUUGCGUUGCAGAUUUUUGAACAGAUCAAAGCGAUUUCAGCACCGCAGAGUAUGAAACCGAUUCUCAUCACCGGCGGAACCGACAUGCGGCCGCAGGCCAUCGCGCUGUCCCAGAGACCUCAUGUCGUGAUCGCAACACCCGGCCGUCUGGCAGAUCACAUCAGAACAUCCGGUGAAGAUACAGUCUUCGGGCUCAGCCGAGUUCGCAUGGUCGUUCUCGAUGAAGCAGACCGACUCCUCACCAGCGGACCGGGCAGCAUGCUCCCCGAUGUCGAAACCUGCCUCUCGGCCCUGCCCCCCUCGAGCGAGCGCCAAACCUGCCUCUUCACGGCAACCGUCACACCAGAAGUGCGCGCGCUCAAAGACAUGCCCACCUCCGGCAACAAACCACCCAUCUUCGCCACCGAAAUCGGCACCGAAAACAAAGGCACCAUCCCCCCAACCCUCCGCCAAACCUACCUCAAAGUCCCCAUGACUCACCGCGAGGCCUUCCUGCACGUCCUCCUCUCCACCGAAGAAAACGCCUCCAAACCAGCCAUCAUCUUCACCAACCACACCAAAACCGCCGAUCUGCUGGAACGCACCCUCCGCCGUCUCGCCCACCGCGUGACCUCCCUGCACAGUCUCCUCCCCCAGUCCGAGCGAACGUCCAACCUCGCCCGCUUCCGCGCCAACGCUGCCCGUCUCCUCGUCGCCACAGACGUCGCCUCGCGUGGUCUCGAUAUCCCCUCGGUCGCCUUGGUCGUCAACUUUGACGUCCCCCGGAACCCAGACGACUAUGUUCACCGUGUUGGUCGAACAGCGCGUGCGGGACGCCACGGUGAGGCCGUCACGCUGGUCGGACAGCGUGAUGUACAGCUGGUGCUGGGCAUUGAGGAGCGCGUGGAGCGCCAGAUGGAGGAAUGGUCCGAAGAAGGCGUCAGUAUUGAAAGUCGGGUUGUGCGUGGUGGUGUGCUCAAGGAAGUUGGAGAGGCGAAACGAGAGGCCGCAGGAGAGAUUGAAGAGGGUAGAGAUGUACUGGGCCGAAAGCGAAACAAGCUGAAGAAGGUUAGGUGA
Molecule: messenger RNA, 1584 nt
Organism: Aspergillus wentii DTO 134E9
Lineage: Eukaryota; Fungi; Ascomycota; Eurotiomycetes; Eurotiales; Aspergillaceae
Gene: dbp8
Product: ATP-dependent RNA helicase DBP8
Exons: 2
Coding region: 1-1584 (527 amino acids)
Molecular function (GO): ATP binding; RNA helicase activity; nucleic acid binding
Source: RefSeq, a predicted model, not a curated record